AUGCCGUCUAGGCUGUUGGUUGCUGUACGACCACGGGCUUUCUCAAUACGCUCGUUCGCAUGUCCGGAUCGUUCGGCAUGCAAGCACCUCUUGACUCACAAGUCUCCAAAUGUGCUGAGGUCUUUUGCAACACACAAUGAACCCUCCACCACCGUAUCUAAGUCAGAUAACCAAAAGGAACGUGUCGUCAUCCUGGGAUCUGGCUGGGGUGGAUAUACCAUCUCGCGCCGGCUGUCGCCCAAAUCCUACUCCUCCCUCGUCAUAUCUCCGCGAUCCUAUUUUGUAUUCACUCCUCUCCUCACCGACGCCGCUAGCGGAUCCCUUGAUUUCUCCAAUAUCGUUGAGCCUGUGCGAGAUCCACACGCCAAGGUUGAUUUCAUCCAAGCUGCUGCCCGCGCCAUUGACCUCAAGAAAAAGACCAUUCUAUGCGAGGCGACUGUCGUCAAAAGCGGUGUCACCGAGACUCCCCGUACCCAGGAUGAGGAAAGAGAAGCCGGUGAAGGUGCCAUCGAUGAAGGUGCCGAGACCACCUCCAAACACCCGAUGAAAGAGCUUCGCAAAUGGGAACAAGGAGAGACAUUCGAGGUUCCAUAUGAUAAACUCGUGAUUGCCGUCGGAGCUGUCAGUCGGACCUUUGGAACCCCGGGAGUUCGUGAGAAUGCAAUGUUCUUCAAGGAUAUCGGAGAUGCAAAACGAGUCAAGCGGCGCAUGCGCGAAUGCUUUGAGCUGGCUGUCCUGCCGACCACCACCUCGGAGAUGAAGAAAUGGCUACUUCAUUUCGCUAUCGUUGGUGCCGGGCCCACCGGUACUGAAUUGGCCGCGUCGCUGCGAGACUUCAUCUACAAGGACAUGAUGAAAUUGUACCCGGCUCUCGACGGGAUUCCCAAAAUCAGCCUGUAUGACGUUGCGCCCAAGGUUCUUUCGAUGUUCGACGAGUCCCUCUCGCGCUAUGCGAUGGAGACGAUGAAGGACGAGGGAAUCGAAAUCAAAACAUCUCACCAUGUGAAGGGUCUGCGAUGGGGCCCACCAGGUGCUUCGCCUCCCUAUGAAAUGGAUCCUAAGCGGUGCCUGACAUUGGCGACUGAAGAGGAGGGCGAGGUUGGAGUUGGCAUGUGUGUUUGGGUGACGGGAAAUGCCAUGACCAACCUGGUCAACCAGACUCUCAACAAAAUCGACGCAUUCCCGACGGACUCUGUUCAUGCCCUAAACGAUGGUUUAGACCCAUCGACUAUCGCCAAUCAGUCAUGGGGAUACAAAAAGGUGUCUAAGAAGGGGCCCCUGCUAGUUGAUGGCCAUCUACGUGUACAGCUGCAGAACGAGGCCGGACAGACAGCAGUGCUGAAAGAUGUCUUCGCCUUAGGUGACAAUGCUAUGCCAGAGAAUGGUGCUCCUCCUGCGACAGCACAGGCGACCUUCCAAGAGGCUAAGUGGUUGGCUGCGCAUCUGAACAAGCAGGAUCUGGCGCAGGUACCGCCCUUUUCUUUCAAGAACUUGGGCACCAUGGCGUAUAUUGGAAGCGAAAAGGCAUUGAUGCAAAUACCUCACGAUACUCACGGCGCACGCCAGAAAUACUUACCCGAGGGACUUACGGGGCGCAUGGCCUCGAUGGUUUGGAAUAUGGCAUACAUCACGAUGAGCAUCAGCUGGCGCAACAAGCUGCGGGUGGCAUUCCGGUGGACAUUGAACCGUAUCUUUGGAAGAGAUGUCUCGCGGUUCUAG
Molecule: messenger RNA, 1719 nt
Organism: Penicillium cinerascens
Lineage: Eukaryota; Fungi; Ascomycota; Eurotiomycetes; Eurotiales; Aspergillaceae
Product: putative pyridine nucleotide-disulfide oxidoreductase
Exons: 1
Coding region: 1-1719 (572 amino acids)
Molecular function (GO): NADH dehydrogenase activity
Source: RefSeq, a predicted model, not a curated record